AUGGGAGUGACUAACCUGUGGCAAAUCCUUGAGCCUGUGAGACAGCCUGUCAACUUGAGCAGUCUCAAAGGAAAAACGCUUGCUGUUGAUUUAAGUCUGUGGGUUUGUGAAGCACAGACCGUUAAAAAGAUGAUUGGAGUAGUUACCAAGCCACAUCUGAGAAACCUAUUUUUUCGGUUCUCUUUCUUAACAUCAAUGGGAAUUAAACUAGUGUUUGUCAUGGAAGGAGAGGCCCCCAAGUUGAAAGCAGACACCAUGAGUAAGAGGAACGAGAUGCGCUAUGGACCUUCAAAGAAAGCUGGAGCUGCAAGAACAGGGAGAUCUUUAUUUAAAGCCAUUUUAAAAGAGUGUCUCGAACUACUGGAGUGUUUAGGUGUCCCUUGGGUUCAAGCAGCCGGGGAAGCAGAGGCAAUGUGUGCCUACCUAAAUGCAAAAGGACAUGUUGAUGGCUGCAUUACCAAUGAUGGAGAUGUCUUCUUAUAUGGAGCUCAAACAGUUUAUAGGAACUUUGCCAUGAAUGCUAAGGAUCCACUUCUUGACUGUUACACAAUGUCCUCUGUUAAGGAGAAGCUUGGUUGUGACAGAGAGUCUUUGAUUGGGCUAGCUGUUCUUCUGGGUUGUGAUUAUCUUCCGAAAGGCGUGCCAGGAGUUGGGAAAGAACAAGCUUUAAAGUUAAUUGAGGCUUUACGAGGUCAAAACUUAUUGCAAAGGUUUGAGCAAUGGAAAGAACAAUUUCAGUGUGAUGAUAAUAAUCCACCUUUGGUUAUUAAGAGGGUAACUCACUGUUCUGAGUGCCAUCAUCCAGGAUCUUACAAGGAACAUGAACACAGUGGAUGUAAAUUCUGUGAAAGCACUAGAUACUGCAAACCCAGUGACUCCAAAUGCUGCUGCCCUUGUGAAUGGCAUCAGUUAGAGCGAGUGAAGCAAGCAAGUGCAGUGGAGGACAAUAUCAGAAAAAAAGCUAACAAUUGUGAGGGCUUUCCAUUCUCUGAGGUUAUCCAAGAAUUUCUUGUAAACAAGAAUAAAUUAGUCAAGAUAAAGGAAUGCCAAAGGCCGAAUUUAUUGUCCUUUCAGAUAUUUGCUUCUGAGAAGAUGGAAUGGACCAAACAUUACGCUUGUAAGAAACUGUUAGCAUUAUUGACGUGUUAUGAUAUGAUCCAGAGAAAAUCUGGAUACAUUGAUUCAAAACAACUGCAGGCAACACGGAUAGUCAAGACACGUGUUAAAAAUGGAAUUCCUUGUUUUGAAAUUGAGUGGCAAAAACCAG
Messenger RNA from Phaethon lepturus (White-tailed tropicbird), 1267 nucleotides. RefSeq names its product flap endonuclease GEN homolog 1-like. The record is from RefSeq and is a predicted model, not a curated record. Gene Ontology annotation, molecular function: DNA-binding transcription factor activity; 5'-flap endonuclease activity; four-way junction DNA binding. The annotation marks the transcript as partial. NCBI's taxonomy places the organism in Eukaryota, Metazoa, Chordata, Aves, Phaethontiformes, Phaethontidae. Gene Ontology annotation, biological process: regulation of DNA-templated transcription. The transcript is spliced from 11 exons. Gene Ontology annotation, cellular component: nucleus.